Molecule: messenger RNA, 1781 nt
Organism: Psylliodes chrysocephalus
Lineage: Eukaryota; Metazoa; Arthropoda; Insecta; Coleoptera; Chrysomelidae
Source: the annotation of a GenBank genome assembly
GUUAUCGACCUGUAGGUCAAAUACCUUGUGCCGUUUACGUUAUAAUUGUCAAAUGUCAUUAGGUAGUUGAAAUGUACAUGUACUUGUUAAAAUGUUGACGUUGCGGUAAAAUUGUCAUAAAGAAAUAAUACAAAAAUGAGACCUUCUCUUGGCUCUAUUUUAAUCGCAUUAUUUUUCAUAUUCAUUUUGAAGUCUAUGCACAGUCUUUAUAGUAUAUAUCAAAUACCGGCGUGCGAAAAAGGAGAACCUUGCUAUAAAUCAUUUUUGAACACACAUCCAAAACUUGACCUCUUUAUUUUUAUAUCAGAUAGUUCAAAAUCCGGUAAUUUAGACCAAAUUCUGUUUGAGAAAAACUUUAACUACACAUCACAGUUUGAACGAGUUGUUUCGAUUGAGAUAUCUAAACCUGCUAGAAAUAAUGGAUCUAUCGUUAUACAUUCUGUUCUUGUACCUAGUAGAGCGAGUUACUUAGUAGAAAAUGAUAUGCAAGAUUUAAUAAAAUUGCCUGAUUCUACUUAUAUAAAAAGUAGGCUUACAAAAUAUGCUGUGCCAGUGAGUUCGACUUUUAAUUUAUUGAAUGAGAAAGGGAGGACAGCAAGUUCCAAACCUGUCACGCACUUGAGGUCCAAAUAUUCUGUGAUAAUGUGUACAGAGAACAUAGACAUUCCACAUUCAGCGAUACCAUUUGAAAUUAUGGCAGAUUUUAGAGUUAAUAGAAAAAGAGAGUUUUUGCCUUUGUUUCAAACCAACGUGCUUAACAUGAGAAUUCGAGAUUUAAUUGAAAUUACACCUGAUACUAGAUUAUUGAAUUUUACUUAUGUGUAUAAUCCUAGCUCUGUUGGUAAAUUGAGAUUUUUGAAGCAAAUAGAGAUGACACUUCAUCAAUUUCUAAGUUUAGGUUUUACUGAAAAAGAUUUGGAUGAGGUUAAAGGAGUAUUUGCCGAUACUGGUUUGUAUCUUUUGUGUGCUACACUCUUCAUUGGCAGUGUUCAUCUUCUUCUUGAUUUCUUAUCAUUCAAACACGAUAUAAGUUUUUGGAAAUCGCAAGUUUCUAUGGCAGGUUUAUCCUCAAGAACAGUAUUAUGGAGAGCAUUUUCCCAGACAGUUGUAUUUUUGUUUUUACUUGAUGAAGGUACAUCUUUGCUGGUACUCAUACCUAGUGGAAUUGGAACACUUAUAGAGUUUUGGAAAGUUAGUAAAGUAUUCAAAGUGACAAUAUCUUUGAGAGGACUGAAAUUCAAUAAGAAUAUCAAAGAAACUGAAGCAGAAAAAAUGACUAGACAGUAUGAUGAAGAAUGCAUGAAGUAUUUGAGUUAUCUAUUGUACCCCUUGUGUAUUGGAGCUGCAGUAUAUUCACUUUUGUAUCAACCACACAAAAGUUGGUAUUCUUGGACGAUAAACAGCAUGGUAAAUGGAGUUUACGCCUUUGGAUUCAUCUUUAUGUUGCCACAAUUGUUCAUAAACUAUCGCUUAAAAUCAGUGGCUGCAUUACCUUGGAAAGCAUUUACAUACAGAGCUUUCAAUACUUUCAUUGAUGACAUUUUUGCAUUUAUUAUAACCAUGCCCAUCGCACAUCGUGUGGCUUGUUUCAGGGAUGACGUCGUAUUUUUAAUUUACUUGUACCAAAGAUGGUUGUACCCAGUAGAUAAAACUAGAACUGACGAAUAUGUUGGAGAACAUAUCAGUGACGCCGAUAAAAAAAAUAAAAAGAAAAAAUAAAAAAAAAUGUUAUAUUUUAUUAUUUUUGUUUAAUUUAUUUAAUAAAACUAAAGUUGGUUGAU